Molecule: messenger RNA, 1658 nt
Organism: Anthonomus grandis grandis
Lineage: Eukaryota; Metazoa; Arthropoda; Insecta; Coleoptera; Curculionidae
Gene: RagC-D
Product: ras-related GTP-binding protein C
Exons: 8
Coding region: 181-1347 (388 amino acids)
Biological process (GO): cellular response to amino acid stimulus; regulation of autophagy; cellular response to starvation
Cellular component (GO): Gtr1-Gtr2 GTPase complex; lysosome; nucleus
Molecular function (GO): GTPase activity; GTP binding
Source: RefSeq, a predicted model, not a curated record
UACGUCAAAUAAAUAGUUGAAAAUAAAAAAAGUGUGACCCAAACACAAUCAACGUUAUUAAUUGAAUAUAAAGCCCAAAACAAUCUAGAUAAGAGCCAUUUUUUUCCAUAUUAAAAAAAUACACUUUUUAAUGCCAAAUCCCGUAUUCUUUUUGUGUGUCAAAACUAUUUGGUGACAAUAAUGUCCUCUUAUCAGGACGACGAGGGAGACGUAACGUUCGAUGGGCAGCCCGGAUCAUUUCCAAAAGAUUUUGGUUAUGGGGCUUUCGAUGGCGACCAAGACCCCAACUCUGCUGACCAUAAACCUAGAAUAUUACUUAUGGGCUUACGCAGAUCUGGAAAAUCGUCAAUCCAAAAGGUAGUUUUCCACAAAAUGUCUCCGAACGAAACCCUCUUUCUAGAAAGCACCAACAAAAUCGUCAAAGACGACAUAAACAACUCCAGCUUUGUGCAAUUUCAAAUCUGGGAUUUCCCUGGUCAGAUAGACUUUUUCGAUACUUGCUUCGAUUUUGACAAUAUCUUUGGGGGAUGUGGUGCCCUUGUAUUCGUUAUUGAUGCUCAGGACGAUUACUUAGAGGCACUAAACAAACUAAACCUGUUUGUCACAAAAGCUUACAAAAUAAACUCAAACAUAAAGUUUGAGGUAUUUAUUCAUAAAGUUGAUGGACUGGCUGAUGACUCCAAAAUGGAAUGCCAAAGGGAUAUUCAUCAGAGGGCUAUGGACGAUUUGAGUGAUUCUGGUUAUGAUCAAAGGAUCCAUCUUAGUUUCCAUUUAACCUCAAUAUAUGAUCACUCAAUAUUCGAAGCUUUUUCAAAAGUGGUACAAAAAUUGAUCAUGCAAUUGCCUGCCCUGGAAAAUCUUUUAAAUAUUUUAAAUACAAAUUCUGCAAUAGAAAAAUCAUUUUUGUUUGAUGUGGUAUCGAAAAUUUACAUCGCAACCGAUUCGACACCGGUGGACAUGCAAAGCUAUGAACUAUGCUGUGAUAUGAUCGAUGUUGUUAUUGAUCUUUCGACUAUUUAUGGAAUAAAGGAGGAGCAAGAACCGGCAGCUUUUGACGAGCAAAGUUCCAGCUUAAUAAAGUUAAAUAACGGUACCGUACUCUACCUUAGGGAAGUUAAUAAGUUUCUAGCACUAGUCUGUAUAUUAAGGGAAGACAAUUUUGAUCAUAAAGGUAUAAUAGACUAUAAUUUUAUUUGUUUCCGAAACGCGAUUCAGCAAGUGUUUGAGUUGAGGAACAAAAGCCAAUCUCCAAUAACAAAUUCCACAGGCAGCCCAGUAACGAAUGGAGGAAACAUGAUUGAAGAUGGUGGCUAUUUAAGUCCCACCGAAGAGCAGCCUUUGGGUUAACUCUCUUUUUUUAUAGUUUCUGAUUUCACCGAAUCACAAAUUCCCUUUCUCUAAAUACUCGCGCCCGAGUGCCAUUUUUGUAAAUAAUACUACGUCUUAUAAUUAUCUUUUUUUGGUAAUUAACUGUAUAUUUGUGAAAAAAUAGUUUAUAGUAGUGAUUUAUUAUAUUAUACGUCAAAGUCCUCUUUAUUUUUGUUAAGUACAAACUUUAUAGUUUAUAAUAUCUACUUUUAAGUUUUAAUAGUGUUUUUAAUUGCAAUGAAAUCCAUUUUUCGUGUUAUAUAAAUUAUACAAAUAUAUUUUCAAUCAUA